GACGCGACGAGUGCCGAGAGGGGUUGCGGCGCACGAGGCAGAGGGUUGCGCGCGUGGGUUGUACGGUCGUCUCGUUCCUGGUCCUUCCCUUCCCCGCGUAACACACACACACGCACACGCACACAAUCCGCACACGUAUAACACACGCGCUCACGCGUAUACGCAACUAUCCGCACUUUUCCGACUUCGCCGCCUCCCUUAUGUUUAUACCGAUACGCAGUCGGAAGCCGAACAGGAACACGAUGACUACGGCACCGCCGGCGGGGAUGGACGCAGAGCCGCGGAAGAGACAGUUCGCCGGGCAUCGGCCGUGCACGAAUCGGUCGGCCCACCACGUGGAUCGCGGUUUCGCGCUCUCGUCGCUGGCACCGUUCGCGCUCGUCCUCGUCCUCGCGCUCGCAGGUACCAGCGACGCCUCCUACGAGACACAGGGACCCAGCUUCGUGACGGAGCCGCCGUCCAGGGUGGAGUUCACCAACGCGAACGGCGGCCGGGUGGACUGCACGGUGCGGGGUAACCCGCUGCCGACCGUCGACUGGCUCGCGGCGGACGGCGGCAGUAUAACGAACAUCCUCGGUAUCAGGCACGUCCUCGGCAACGGGACGAUACACUUCCCCGCGUUCGAGGCCGAGGCCUUCCGGCAGGACGUCCACUGGGCCAUUUACAAGUGCUCCGCCGUCAACAGUGUCGGCGCGGUCGUUAGCAGAGACGUCACCGUCAGAGCAGUGGUAAACCAACGUUACGAUCCGGAAGUGCAAAAUCCCAGCGGGUUCCCCGGCAACAACGUGCUCAUGCGCUGCAUCGUGCCCAGUUUUGUUCGCGACCACGUCACGGUCACGUCUUGGCUUCAAGAACCGGUCUUCAAUAUUUACCCCUCCACAAUGGGCGAUGGCAAAUAUCAUAUGCUGCCGACCGGCGAGUUGAUGAUAAUCAAUAUUACGCGAAGCGACGCGCAGAUGACGUAUCGGUGCAGGACGCAUCACCGGUUAACUCAGGACACCGUCGUCAGCAGCAAUGUAGGGCGGCUGCAACUGACUGAAAUUCGAGGCUCCAUGCCGCCUAUAAUAAAUGAGAAGCUGGUGUACAUGUCGGCUCGCCUGAAAGACACCGUCGUGAUCCCCUGUGUGGCCUACGCCAACCCCACCCCGACUAACAGAUGGUACUACAACAGGAAUCAGAGGGAGGAACCGAUCGAGGAGUCGUCGGGCCAUUACGUGGUGCGUGACGGCUCCUUGAUCAUCCAGAGCGUCGCGGAGAACGACGCCGGCUCCUACAUGUGCACCGCCAGCAAUUCCGAAGGCAGCGAAACUUUGGAGAUCAGAUUAACGGUGUCUGCACCGUUGAGCGUUCACGUACAGCCAACGAUACAGACGGUCGAUCUGGGGAAAUCCGCCUAUCUGACGUGCACCGCAAGUGGAUUUCCGCAAGCGGCACUCUAUUGGCUGAAGGACGGUCAGCCAUUGAGAACGGGCGCCCGAGUAAGGACGGUCUCCAGCGAGCGCAUUUCCGUGACGUCGGUCGCGAGGGAGGACCGCGGCAUGUACCAGUGCUUCGUGCGGAACGAGUACGAAAUGGCUCAAGGAAUUGCGGAAUUGCGCUUAGGGGAGAUCGCGCCGCAGCUGGUCUACAGAUUCAUCGAACAGACAAUGCAGCCCGGUCCAUCGGUUUCUCUGAAAUGCAGCGCCGCGGGUAAUCCCACGCCGCAAAUUUCCUGGCUGCUAGAUGGAUUUCCGCUUCCACAAAACGACAGACUCCUGAUUGGCCAAUACGUGACCGUGUACGGGGACGUAAUAUCCCACGUUAAUAUCACGACGGUGAAGCCCGAAGACGGUGGCGAGUACGAGUGCAUCGCCAGCAGCCGUGCCGGCGAGGCGAGGCACUCGGCGAGGCUCAAUAUCUACGGACUGCCAUACGUCAGACCGAUGUCGCCCGUUUCAGCGGUCGCGGGGAAGCAACUAUAUAUCAAGUGUCCUGUAGCCGGUUAUCCCAUCGAAUCGAUAGUGUGGGAGAAAGGGGACGUAAAACUGCCUACCAACAUGAGACAACGAGUCGCCAACGGCACGCUGUUCAUCGAUACCGUGCAACGCAGCGCCGACGAAGGCACGUAUACAUGCACUGCCAGAAACAAACAUAAUUUCACGUCGCAUCGCUCGGUCGAAGUACGUGUUCUAGUGCCACCUAAAAUCACGCCUUUCAGUUUUGCUCGCGAUUUAAACGUAGGGGACCGUACUAGCGUACAGUGCGUAGUCGUGACCGGCGACCUACCACUGACAUUCACGUGGCUCAAAGAUAACGUCCCGAUUGAGACGGUCAGGACGACGUUGCCGUCGUCGCAGGAUGCGCCGUCGGGCAGCCGCGGUCGGUCGCCGGCCGGUCCUGGGAUCCGGGACACGAUGAUUAACGGGGGCCCCAAGCUAAGGGGCCCCGCCACCAUGACCGCCUCCGGCCCCGGGCAUGACGAAGCGUCCUCCUCGUCCUCCCAGAGAAAGAGCAUUACCAUCGGGAUACACGACGCUUUUACCAGCGCCCUGAGCAUUAGCACGAUCGCACCCGCGCACAAUGGCACGUACACCUGUCGCGUGACCAAUGGCGCUGCAACCGUCGCUCAUUCUGCACUCCUUCACGUCAACGUUCCGCCGCGGAUCUCGCCAUUUUUUUUCGGAGACGGUGUGAUGGAGGGACAGCGGACACAGCUUAUGUGUACGACGAGCCAGGGUGACCAGCCGUUCAACAUCACGUGGUUGAUGGACGAGAAACCGAUUCAGGUCAGACCGAGCGACGGUGGUACAUCGGUGUCGUCGGUCCAGACCGUCGCCGCCGCCGCCGCUGCCGCCGCCGCUACCGUCGAGACCAGCAACGGCAUACAGAUAAGCGACUAUCCGCCGUUUUCCAGCAUCCUGACGAUAAAUAGCGUCAGCGCUAGCCACAGCGGCAACUACACGUGCCAGAUCAGCAACGUCGCUGGCCUGGCCGAGCACUCGACCAGCCUCUCAGUCGCUGGUUGGUGUCCUGAGAAAAACUGAUGUAUAGUCGUAAGAAAACUGUGUACAUAAAGCGUCCACAAAUAAGAAACCUUCCUUCUUCGCUAUCUCCCAAUCCUUCUCUCUAUUUUUCUGUUUGUUUAUCCCUCAAUCUAUCUACGUAUCUAUCUCUCUCUCUCUCUCUCUCU
This is a messenger RNA of Temnothorax curvispinosus, 3169 nucleotides long. RefSeq names its product Down syndrome cell adhesion molecule-like protein Dscam2. Gene Ontology annotation, cellular component: neuronal cell body; plasma membrane; axon. The transcript is spliced from 13 exons. Gene Ontology annotation, molecular function: axon guidance receptor activity. NCBI's taxonomy places the organism in Eukaryota, Metazoa, Arthropoda, Insecta, Hymenoptera, Formicidae. The coding region runs from base 201 to 3023 and encodes 940 amino acids. The record is from RefSeq and is a predicted model, not a curated record. Gene Ontology annotation, biological process: homophilic cell-cell adhesion; synapse organization.